Messenger RNA from Acanthoscelides obtectus, 415 nucleotides. The record is from the annotation of a GenBank genome assembly. NCBI's taxonomy places the organism in Eukaryota, Metazoa, Arthropoda, Insecta, Coleoptera, Chrysomelidae.
GUGUUUGAUUCAAGCGUGUGUAAGUGUGACAAAGAUAUGGGCUGCCGACGCACAGUCAAAACAAAAAAACGUGUACUGAAGUCCAAAAAUUUUUUUUUCGCCUUUGACUCAAGGUUUCGUUCACAGUUAGAGGGAUGCAUAAUUCAUAUUUUGAUAACAUUAGUUGCAAUUAGGUGGCUUGUAAGUGGAAUUAUAGUGAAGUGACUGUUUGUCGCAACUUACGUUGAUAUUACAAGAAGUCCGUGGCAAAAGAAUAUAAUCUUGGGCCUACAUAUACAGGGUGUUUCAAAUUCGACCCUCACCAUUGGGAUCUCGGAAACCAUUAGAGGUACGAAGUCGGUUGUAUUGGGGCAAAUUUGCGUAUUUAGGUAAUCGACAAAAUGCCUCUUAGAAAGUACUUCCGGAGAGAGAAGGC